AUGUCCGAGAAUGGGGGAGACAAACAACAUCUUAUUAAUACUGAUAAAAGGAAAUCCACUGAAGGAAUUAACAACACACUUAAGGGUCCAACAGGAGAGAUAUCCACUGAAAAAAUAGGAAAAAAAUCCACAGAUGGAACAAACGACACACAAAAGGCUCUUGAUGAAAAUAAAUCCACUAAAGAAAACAAGGACACACUGAAGAGUUCUGAUGAAAAGAAAUCCACUGAUGGAACUAACGACACACAGAAGAGUUCUGAUGAAAAGAAAUCCACUGAAGAAAAUACAGACAUACAGAAGAGUUUUGAUGAAAAGAAAUCCACUGAUGGAACUAAUGACACACAGAAGAGUUCUGAUGAAAAGAAAUCCACUGAUGGAACUAAUGACACACAGAAGAGUUCUGAUGAAAAGAAAUCCACUGAUGGAACUAAAGACACACAGAAGGAACUUGAUGUAAAGGAAUCCACUAAAGAAAUUAACAUCACGCAAAAGGUUCCUGAUGUAAAGAAAUACACUGAAGAAAAUACAGACAUACAGAAAAGUUCUGAUGAAAAGAAAUCCACUGAUGGAACUAACCACACACAUAGGAGUUCUGAUGAAAAGAAAUCCAGUGAAGGAACUAACGACACACAGAAGGAACUUGAUGUAAAGGAAUCCACUAAAGAAAUUAACAUCACACAAAAGGUUCCUGAUGGAAAGAAAUCCACUGAAGAAAAUACAGACAUACAGAAGAGUUCUGAUGAAAAGAAAUCCACUGAUGGAACUAACCACACACAUAGGAGUUCUGAUGAAAAGAAAUCCACUGUAGGAACUAACGACACACAGAAGGAACUUGAUGUAAAGGAAUCCACUAAAGAAAUUAACAUCACACAAAAGGUUCCUGAUGGAAAGAAAUCCACUGAAGAAAAUACAGACAUACAGAAGAGUUCUGAUGAAAAGAAAUCCACUGAUGGAACUAAUGACACACAGAAGAGUUCUGAUGAAAAGAAAUCCACUGAUGGAACUAAAGACACACAGAAGGAACUUGAUGUAAAGGAAUCCACUAAAGAAAUUAACAUCACACAAAAGGUUCCUGAUGUAAAGAAAUACACUGAAGAAAAUACAGACAUACAGAAGAGUUCUGAUGAAAAGAAAUCCACUGAUGGAACUAAUGACACACAGAAGAGUUCUGAUGAAAAGAAAUCCACUGAUGGAACUAACCACACACAUAGGAGUUCUGAUGAAAAGAAAUCCACUGAAGGAACUAACGACACACAGAAGGAACUUGAUGUAAAGGAAUCCACUAAAGAAAUUAACAUCACACAAAAGGUUCCUGAUGGAAAGAAAUCCACUGAAGAAAAUACAGACAUACAGAAGAGUUCUGAUGAAAAGAAAUCCACUGAUGGAACUAACGACACACAGAAUAGUUCUGACGAAAAUAAAUCCACUGAUGGAACUAACGACACACAGAAGGAACUUGAUGUAAAGGAAUCCACUAAAGAAAUUAACAUCACACAAAAGGUUCCUGAUGGAAAGAAAUCCAAUGAAGAAAAUACAGACAUACAGAAGAGUUCUGAUGAAAAGAAAUCCACUGAUGGAACUAACGACACACAGAAGAGUUCUGAUGAAAAGAAAUCCACUGAUGGAACUAAAGACACACAGAAGGAACUUGAUGUAAAGGAAUCCACUAAAGAAAUUAACAUCACACAAAAGGUUCCUGAUGGAAAGAAAUCCACUGAAGAAAAUACAGACAUACAGAAGAGUUCUGAUGAAAAGAAAUCCACUGAAGGAACUAACGACACACAGAAGGAACUUGAUGUAAAGGAAUCCACUAAAGAAAUUAACAUCACACAAAAGGUUCCUGAUGGAAAGAAAUCCACUGAAGAAAAUACAGACAUACAGAAGAGUUCUGAUGAAAAGAAAUCCACUGAUGGAACUAACGACACACAGAAUAGUUCUGAUGAAAAGAAAUCCACUGAUGGAACUAAAGACACACAGAAGGAACUUGAUGUAAAGGAAUCCACUAAAGAAAUUAACAUCACACAAAAGGUUCCUGAUGUAAAGAAAUACACUGAAGAAAAUACAGACAUACAGAAGAGUUCUGAUGAAAAGAAAUCCACUGAUGGAACUAAUGACACACAGAAGAGUUCUGAUGAAAAGAAAUCCACUGAUGGAACUAACGACACACAGAAUAGUUCUGAUGAAAAGAAAUCCACUGAUGGAACUAAAGACACACAGAAGGAACUUGAUGUAAAGGAAUCCACUAAAGAAAUUAACAUCACACAAAAGGUUCCUGAUGGAAAGAAAUCCACUGAAGAAAAUACAGACAUACAGAAGAGUUCUGAUGAAAAGAAAUCCACUGAUGGAACUAAUGACACACAGAAGAGUUCUGAUGAAAAGAAAUCCACUGAUGGAACUAAAGACACACAGAAGGAACUUGAUGUAAAGGAAUCCACUAAAGAAAUUAACAUCACACAAAAGGUUCCUGAUGUAAAGAAAUACACUGAAGAAAAUACAGACAUACAGAAGAGUUCUGAUGAAAAGAAAUCCACUGAUGGAACUAAUGACACACAGAAGAGUUCUGAUGAAAAGAAAUCCACUGAUGGAACUAACCACACACAUAGGAGUUCUGAUGAAAAGAAAUCCACUGAAGGAACUAACGACACACAGAAUAGUUCUGAUGAAAAUAAAUCCACUGAAGGAACUAACGACACACAGAAGGAACUUGAUGUAAAGGAAUCCACUAAAGAAAUUAACAUCACACAAAAGGUUCCUGAUGGAAAGAAAUCCACUGAAGAAAAUACAGACAUACAGAAGAGUUCUGAUGAAAAGAAAUCCACUGAUGGAACUAACGACACACAGAAUAGUUCUGAUGAAAAGAAAUCCACUGAUGGAACUAAAGACACACAGAAGGAACUUGAUGUAAAGGAAUCCACUAAAGAAAUUAACAUCACACAAAAGGUUCCUGAUGGAAAGAAAUCCACUGAAGAAAAUACAGACAUACAGAAGAGUUCUGAUGAAAAGAAAUCCAGUGAAGGAACUAACGACACACAGAAGGAACUUGAUGUAAAGGAAUCCACUAAAGAAAUUAACAUCACACAAAAGGUUCCUGAUGGAAAGAAAUCCACUGAAGAAAAUACAGACAUACAGAAGAGUUCUGAUGAAAAGAAAUCCACUGAUGGAACUAACCACACACAUAGGAGUUCUGAUGAAAAGAAAUCCACUGAUGGAACUAAUGACAAACAGAAGGAACUUGAUGGACUUGGAGGACAAUGCAUUGACAGUGGAAUGAGGCACAUGUCAAACACUCAGGAGACCAUCUUUACAGAAGAGAAACACCAGGGUCUGGAUUGUGGAACCCAUCACUGUUGGCGUUCACUUCUCAGAAGAUCCAGCAGCACUGUCAGGGCCAAAACCAUGAAACACCUGUCCAGCACUGCCACAUUCAGCUCUAUCAGCGCUAAUCAGAAACACCAGGUGGUGGAAUUAGGAAAUCCUGCGAAGCCGGAGCAUCUCACGCACUUUGGAGGGCCCUUCGUGCACUUUGGAGACCGGUCUUCGAAGUCCGUGGCCUUCGAAAACCGAUGUCCAGACAGACCUGUGUCAACAGAUGCCUCUGCCACGGGCUGGGGUGCCAUGUACAAUGGGCAUGCUGUGUCGGACUCCUGGACAGUUAAUUUCCUCAAGUUGCUAGCAGUACAGCUUGCUCUGCACAACUUCAGUGCCCUGCUGAAGGACAAGCAUGUUCUGGUCCAUACGGACAACACUGAGUCCGUUCCUGAGAGGAGAAAGGAGGCUCAAUCAGCCUCGCCCUCAGCAAGUCCCCUCUUGGAACCUCGCAGUGGUUAUAUUGGCACUGCAGAGAGCUCCCUAUGA
This is a messenger RNA of Carassius gibelio (silver crucian carp), 3855 nucleotides long. Its product is annotated as dentin sialophosphoprotein-like. The record is from RefSeq and is a predicted model, not a curated record. The transcript is spliced from 6 exons. Bases 1 to 3855 code for a protein of 1284 amino acids. NCBI's taxonomy places the organism in Eukaryota, Metazoa, Chordata, Actinopteri, Cypriniformes, Cyprinidae.